AUGACUCAGCUCAUCAAGCUUCUCAUUAUUCUCGCCGCGACCGGGGUAACCCUUGGUGCUCCAGUUAUGAAGCCCCGCCAGCUCGCCGGCGAGGGUAACUUCUUCGAUUCAGUCUUUACCGACACCGACAACGGCGUCGGCUAUGGUGUUGAGAACGCUGAGGAUAACCUCGCUGAGCUCCUUGGUGGGACCGCUUCCAGGGGCAGUGGUUCCGGCGGUGCCGGUGGUAAUCCACCACCUCCUCCCCCACCAAAAAUGGUCAAGAGACAGGGCGAUAAGAUCGCCAACGGCGCUGCUGCCGACUUGAACGCCCUUGGCCUGACCAAUGAGGCAGACUUUGUCAAGACUGACGGGGGUAAUAUUGAUGGGCAACUGACCGAUGAUGCGACCACCCUCGGAGCCCAGUUCGGAGGAGACGAGGAGGAUGUUCUCGAACGCGCCGGCAACUUUGUCCCAAACAAGGUGCCCGCUGCAGGCGCUGCUGGCCAUUGA
This is a messenger RNA of Fusarium sp. VM40, 492 nucleotides long. The record is from the annotation of a GenBank genome assembly. Lineage: Eukaryota; Fungi; Ascomycota; Sordariomycetes; Hypocreales; Nectriaceae.